AUGGGUAAACAACACGACGACACAAAUGUAGCUUCCUACAAAGCUCAAAAUGACGGGCAUGAACUUUCAAGUUCUCAUGUACCCAGCAACGCACAAGGGAGAGACGUUCCUGCCCAAGCACAACAUUCAGGUCAUGUAGCAGACCAUCAACACGAUUUGAAAAAGGCUCAAAAUGCCUUGCAUGAAGGGUUGAAACCUAAGGACGAGGAAGGAAAUAGGGUCGAAUCGGGUGCUCAGAAUGCUAACACCUGA
Molecule: messenger RNA, 252 nt
Organism: Kwoniella mangroviensis CBS 8507
Lineage: Eukaryota; Fungi; Basidiomycota; Tremellomycetes; Tremellales; Cryptococcaceae
Exons: 2
Coding region: 1-252 (83 amino acids)
Source: RefSeq, a predicted model, not a curated record